AUGGAGUUCUUAGACAAAAUAAAAAGUUUGAUUGAACCGCCGAAGUAUGAUAUGUUCACUUCGGCGUCUUCAAAAACAAACAAUCCGGAUCUCUUGGAGGAGUACUACAAAACAGUAUCCAAUGACCCCAACCAACAGGGCAAACCUGACCCUAAUAAACCGCAACAGCCCGUGGGCCAGAUGUACCCUAUGCAACAGAAUGUUGGUUAUCCCCUGUCACACGCUGUGCAACCUGGACAGUCAGCACAGCCAUAUGAUCCGAACCAGCCAUAUCCUGGCCAACAGUACCCGCAGACGGGUCUUAUUCAGCCAUUGCCGAGCCACGGAACUCCACAACACCAGGGCAAUGUUCAGUACCAACCGCCGUACCAGCCAGGACACCUAGGCCAACCUGGGCACUUUCAGGGGGAAGCUCCACCAGGACAGCAAGGCCAGUUCCAGGACCAGGGUCCAAUUCAACGAGGCCAAGAACAACAUCUACAUUCCCAGAACCAACUCAAUCAAAGCGGACAGUUCCAGGGUCAGAACCAACUUAGUCAAAGUGGAAACUUCGCAGGUCAAAAUCUACAAGGUCAGAGUGGACACUACCAAGGUCAAAACCAGCUCGGCCAAAGUGAUCAGUUUCAAGGACACAAUCAGUUUGGCGAAAGUGGGCAAUUCCUGGGGCAACACCAACUUGGAGGGGGCUUCCAUAACCCAGCUUACCAGCCCGCAAAUGUCGGUCUCGAUCCAAACAGGGCCUACCCCGCUGAUGUGAACAGGCUCCACCCCUCAGACCGCGGCCAUCCCGAUCAUAGGAUGAACAGGGGUCUAGGGCCUGGUGACCACUCGAGAAACAACUCACCCAACUUGAAUCGGCCAUAUCACUACGAUCAACAUGGAAGGUAG
Lineus longissimus is the source of this 888-nucleotide messenger RNA. RefSeq lists its product as uncharacterized. The transcript has a single exon. The record is from RefSeq and is a predicted model, not a curated record. Lineage: Eukaryota; Metazoa; Nemertea; Pilidiophora; Heteronemertea; Lineidae. The coding region runs from base 1 to 888 and encodes 295 amino acids.